AUGUCACUUUUAGAUUCCGAUCGAAUUGCCGUUGCGGGCGGUGGCGGCGGUUGUGGCCGCGUUGGGAAUGGUGGACAUGCAGGAGGCAUGACUGGUGGGAAUGGAAUAAUUUUUGCCGAUAAUGAUCCUGGUUGGUGUGGAAAGGGUGAAUCACAGAUUUCUGGCGGAAAAGUCGGCUCGUAUUAUGAUGGAUUUACAACUCAUCUUGGAAAAGAUGGAGAAUUAAAGCGAGGUGGUGAUGGUUAUGGACAAGGAUUUAAUGCAGGUGGUGGUGGAGGUGGUUUUUACGGAGGAGGAGGUUCUUAUGAGUCAGGAGGUGGUGGGGGAUCUUCAUAUCUGAACCCAGUUUUGUAUGGAAGUAUACUUAGCGGUAGCGAAUCUUUCAAAUCUCCUGAAGGCACUCUUGAAACCGGUCAUUAUGGUGAUGGUUUUGUUCAAAUCACACCAAUGUAUUAUACAUGCUUAGCACAUACCUAUAUGCAGCUUCAUUUUCUAUUUACUUUAAUUUCUCUCGGUUUUUCUUAA
Molecule: messenger RNA, 525 nt
Organism: Trichomonas vaginalis G3
Lineage: Eukaryota; Parabasalia; Trichomonadida; Trichomonadidae
Product: glycine-rich protein family
Exons: 1
Coding region: 1-525 (174 amino acids)
Source: RefSeq, a predicted model, not a curated record